Molecule: messenger RNA, 1341 nt
Organism: Salpingoeca rosetta
Lineage: Eukaryota; Choanoflagellata; Craspedida; Salpingoecidae
Exons: 6
Coding region: 57-1073 (338 amino acids)
Source: RefSeq, a predicted model, not a curated record
GAAGGACUCACACGCACAACACAUACAGACACUGCCAACACCCAUCAUCACACACGAUGACGGCAGCGACGAUGAAUGGCGGAGACGGAGCGGAGGAGGUGGUGAAUCGGUCGUCGCUGGGCAAGGGGAAGCAGCCUGCACGCCGCCGCAGUGCACCGGGCAUGACGCAGGAGGCGGUUCACAACGGCACGAUGCUCCUGAACUUCUUGAGGCUGGCGCUGGCGUCGUUCUUCCUCGUGCCAGUGGCGUUGUACUUUCACUUGUGGUUGCUUGCUGGGGUUCUUGCCUUCUUCGUCUUCACGCCACAGCUCGUGGGAAAGGCCUGGACACAUGUUGCGUACCGUAGUCCGCCAAGCAACGUGGAGGUGCUGUUCCACGGGUUCAUCUCCAGCAUCACGAAGCGACCGAGCCUCAAGGCCAAGCGGCCACAGAUCACCUACGCCUCUCGUAUCCGGGUGGAUGAGCGGGACUUUGCCCGCGUGUGCGAGCUCACGGGGUUUAAGGACGCCACGCUGGCCAAGCCAGGCAUGGCAGCCUUGCCAUACAUGCACGUGAGUUCGCGCAAGCCAAAGGCGCCAAAGGAGCGGGCUGAGAUUGCCGGGGAGCAGACAAACACAUGGACCCUCCCACACAACAUUGGGUGGCAAUAUGCACGCUGCAGCGGCGACUACAACCCAAUCCACAUCCACCCGCUCACCGCAAAGCUGUUUGGGCAGCCAACGUGCAUUGCCCACGGCAUGUACACACUUGCACGCGCGGUGGCGGGCGUCACCACCGCCACCACAUCGUCAUCAUCAUCGUCAUCAUCGUCGUCAUCAGGGAGUGGCCUUGACUUGCGCUACCCAAUUCAGGCGGCAAACGAGUGGAAGCUUCCCCUGCGCAUCCCCAGCAAGGCUGCGCUCAAGUUCCACGUUGCAGACACCAGCGCAGAGCACGUUCGCGGGAUCAGGCCUCGCACGGCCAGAGGGGACCCAACCAAGACGGGUAAAUUUGCAUCGUUCCUGGUGGAGUUUGGUGAUGGGAAACCGCACAAUGCCGGCGCCAUCUGGGCAGGCGACUCCACCUUCCUCUAGCUUCAUCAACACAUGGAUCCGCACAUCACAUCACACCACAUCACAUCACAUCACGUCACACGUCACACGCCACUACGCGUCUCAUGUUCAUGCAUUCUUGCUUGCAAAUUCUCGUUCGCGUUUCCUUUUCUCGCGUCCUCUUGUCGCUUCUCCUCACUUCUCCUUCUCGUUUGCUCACUUCUCCUUCUCGCUUGCUCGCUUCAGCCUCGCCAUCCAACACACACACACACACACACACACACACACACACACACACACACACACACAC